This is a messenger RNA of Cucurbita moschata (crookneck pumpkin), 633 nucleotides long. RefSeq lists its product as uncharacterized. Bases 1 to 633 code for a protein of 210 amino acids. Lineage: Eukaryota; Viridiplantae; Streptophyta; Magnoliopsida; Cucurbitales; Cucurbitaceae. The transcript has a single exon. The record is from RefSeq and is a predicted model, not a curated record.
AUGAUGACUAAUCAGUCAACAGGGCAAGGGGACAAAGAUUCAGGGACUAUGACUGUGGAGUCCCGCUACUUAAGAGAUUUCCAGAGGCAUAAACCGCCUUCCUUUGACGGAGGCAAGGUGGAUCCCAUUGCCAUUGAGAAUUGGCUAGAGGCCAUAGAAACGGCCUUCCAUUUUAUGAACUGCCCGCCAAAGUAUGAAGUCCAUUGUGAGACGUAUAUGCUGAAAGGAGAGGCACACUUUUGGUGGAAGGGUGCUCAAAUGACCAUUAUACCACAAGGAGAGUUUAUUACCUGGUGUCAGUUUAAAGAUGCGUAUCUCCACAAAUAUUACUCAAUCACUGCCAGAGUGAAAAUGCAGACAACAUUUCUCAAACUGAAACAGGAAGAUAGAUUAGUGGAGGAAUAUGACUUGAAGUUCAAUAGGCUGGCAAGAUUUUCUCCAGCCUAUGUUAGUUCUGAGGAGUUGAAGGGCGAACGAUUUAUCGCUGGCCUGAGGGAGGAACUAAAGGGGAAUGUGGCAUCCCAGUCAUCCUUCAUCUAUUCCAAAGCCCUUCAAGUGGCGACCCUGCUCGACGCGCCUUGCACCAACAAGCUACAAUUGGGAACAACACAAUCAUCUCACACUGUAGCCUAG